Molecule: messenger RNA, 2415 nt
Organism: Stereum hirsutum FP-91666 SS1
Lineage: Eukaryota; Fungi; Basidiomycota; Agaricomycetes; Russulales; Stereaceae
Exons: 10
Coding region: 1-2415 (804 amino acids)
Source: RefSeq, a predicted model, not a curated record
AUGGCUGGCUCUUCCUCUCGUCGCUCACGCAAGCGGUCACCCACACCACCCUCGUCAUCCUCUGAAGACUCAGAAUCCUCCCAGAGUGAAGACUCUUCCCAAGAGUCUGAAGACGAGCAGGAACCAGCUGCAAAUUCGAAGAGGGGCAAAAAGGAGAAAAACAGAGGCAAGAAAGGUAACGGGCGGGGUAGGAAAAAGAAACGAUGCAUCGACAACGGCAAUGCAAAGAUCCUCGAACGUGCCAAGUGGUUUCGCCGAGGAAUCGACCUCUACGCUAACUACCAGGAAGUCUUCAACGUCGGAAUGUCGCUGGAUGGCCUUCUCGCUACCGACGACGAUGUGGACUCAGAGGGAUAUCUUGAUACGACUAAGGUGAUGACUUCACUCUGCGCUGAGUAUAACGUGGAAGACACGGUUAUACUGCGAAUGCAGAACUCUUACAAUUCUAUGUUGUCUCAUGCCCCCGGCCUCAAGAAACGUAUCCAACAGUAUAUUGAUAAAGACGAUUUUGAUCUCUUGUGGCAGUUGGUCAACGAGGGAAAGUGCAUAUAUGCGGCUGUAUGCAUGCUCGACAUUUGUGCCACUCACAUUAACCCACCUGUGGGCUGUGGGCCACAGUGGCACCGGCUGGUAUCCGAGUUCCCGGACACCACGUCCGUGCAGCUCACGCCGAACGCUGGCAAGAACGAAGACACCGAAAAAGCCAAGUCCGGAAUUGCGAGUUGGAUCGCACACGCAAAGUCGAUAUCAGCCAAUAGUACUGCAUCAAGUGGAUUGAUGCCGUUCACCUCGAACGACAAGGCGGACCGAGGCUUUAACGAUCUCGAAUAUGCUCGCUUACUAACUCCGCCAUCUUUACUCGCUGACUUUGAUGCCGAUCCUACAAAAUUCUCUGAGCGUUACGGUCCGAAUGGGGAAGAAGCACUCACGACGGAAGAAUACCCUUCAGUGUGCUAUGCUCCAAGCUCCUAUUCUCCCGGUGACCUCCUCAACGGGUUUGCCCAGUCGCCCAUCAUGGCUUGUUAUGGUGAUACCGCAUAUCAGUUUGCUCGUACCGUCCUGCUCGGGAAGUCAGCGACGUUCAAUGGAAGCCGUUCGAAGAAUGCACGGCCGUGUAUUGCGGAUAUCCACGGAGUCACCAAACUAACUGCGCCAUUCAUCUCGUACCUCAGCAUUCAGACUCGGAUUGCCAUCAGCUCGAGGAAGUUCUGCGAGAAAGACGACCUCUUUGAUUACCCCGAGAUGUACUACGAUGUCAUAGAGCUCUUCCAGACAAAAGAGCCUGUGAUCGAGAGGUGGUCCGGUCUGACUUACGAGUGGUGGAAUGUAGAAGUCUUCAAGAACAAGGAUGGCCGGGUUGUUGCAAAGCCAAAGUCGAAGCCUAGUGGAGUUCUGACCAUGCGCGAGCGGAUUUUGGUCCAAGCAGAGGCAGAGAAAUUAGCGACUACAGCACGGACAGAUCCCACUGUGCCGACAGGCUCAACGACUGGCUCUUCGACCCACGCUGGUCCACCCGCCUCAUCUGGUACUAGUUCGUCAGGUGCCACACCGCCACUGCUUGCCGCUCCGGCUAACGCUACUCAUCUACCACUUGGAGUCACGUCCGCGUCUUCAGAAUCAAACCCUUCUGCUGCAGCUGCGCCCAUCCUCUCGUCGCAAGUGUCUCGUGUUUCUUGCUCUUCUAAUCCUUCUAUGCUGGGUCCACCUUUGAUGACUUCUGUUUCUACUCGCGCAUCUGGUGCUUUGAUUUCUUUUCCUUCGUCAACUCGUUCUUCGGCUCCGACAACACCAUUCUCUCCAGCUCCGUCAUCGGCUCCCUCCUCUUCGGCUCCGCCUUCAUCAACCUCUUUGACAGCCGUAAAUACCUCGGAAACUCGCACUAUGAGACCUCCCACCGUACUCACUGACCGCCAUCCUCAAACCUCUACUACCAUCUCAGAUACCAGCUCGUCAUCUCUUCGCCGCUCGUCUCCCGAAUUUCCCCCUUCUACUUUAACUUCACCCUCACGCAAGUCUUCGCCAUUAACAGAUGCCACCUCAAGCGACAGAGGCUCACCUGGACCAUCUCGUUCUUCUGUGGAUCUCGCUAGUGGCCGUGACGGGCGGGAUGAAGAGGAACAUCCGGAAGAUGAGAGAGUGCAAAGACGGAAGCGACGGAAGGUAGCCGUGGAUGUCAGGGAGGGCAAGGAUAGGGACGAGGAAGGUGGUGUCAAGAAGCAUGCGAAGCGUGCAGAGAUAGAGGAUGUGGAGCGGAGCCCUACGAAGACGAGGAAGCGGAAGAGUAGAUCAGAUGAGGGUGAAGGGGAAGAUGACGACGACGAUGGUCAGGCGGCAGCGAAGAAGACUAAGAAUAAGACGACGAAGAACUCGAAGGCAGUUAGCUCGAGGCCACGUCUGAAACAGAAGAAGGCUUGA